AUGAAUGAUCCAUCAGAAGAACACCUGGCAGCAGUGACACAUAUUCUAAGAUACUUGAAAACAACUCCAGGACUGGGAUUGUUUCUCACAAAGAAUAGCACCCGAACAAUUGAGCUAUAUACCGAUGCAAGUUGGGCUAGUGCAAUAACAUCAAGGAGAUCUACUACUGGUUAUUGCUCAUAUGUUUGGGGUAAUCUUGUGACUUGGAGGAGUAAAAAGCAAUCGGUGGUUGCUAGGAGUAGUGCCGAAGCAGGGUACCGGGCAUUAGCUCUUGGCAUCCAAGAAGCUAUGUGGAUUCAAAGAGUCCUAAAGGAACUAAAUUUGCCUGGUCAAGAGAAAGUGCAGAUGUACACUGACAGUCAGGCAGCCUUGAGCAUUGUAAAGAAUCCAGUCCAUCACGACAGGACUAAACAUGUCGAGAUAGACAGGCAUUUAAUCUCAAAGAAAGUUGAAUAUGGGGUCGUGGAUGUCAACUACGUGCCUUCAAGACAACAAACAGCUGACAUACUCACAAAGGCCCUAGCUCGUGACUUACUGGAGCAUUUCAAGAACAAGCUCGGUCUUCAUAACAUCUACACCAAGCUUGAGGAGGAGUGA
Messenger RNA from Linum tenue, 597 nucleotides. The record is from the annotation of a GenBank genome assembly. Lineage: Eukaryota; Viridiplantae; Streptophyta; Magnoliopsida; Malpighiales; Linaceae.